This is a messenger RNA of Geodia barretti, 1299 nucleotides long. Lineage: Eukaryota; Metazoa; Porifera; Demospongiae; Tetractinellida; Geodiidae. The record is from the annotation of a GenBank genome assembly.
AUGAGCGGCAGGACUGGCAUAAACGUUGGCCUGAUGGGACUGGGCGUAGUGGGCGGAGGCGUCGCUUCAGCUUUGCUGCAAGACCCCUCGACGGUUACCGCCCGCGUCGGUAUCCCCGUCAAUCUGCGGCGAGUGCUGGUCCGCGAUCGCAGCCGUCCCCGUGAUAUCGAACUGCCGCCGGGGAUGCUGACUGCCAACGCGGAAGAUAUACUCGACGAUCCGGAUAUCGACAUCCUGAUUGAGGUUAUGGGGGGCUCCGACCCAGCCGCAGCCUAUUUCAGGCGCGCGCUUUCUUCGGGAAAACACGUCGUUUCUGCCAACAAGGAAGUGAUGGCCAAGGAAGGCGCAGACUUGAUGGCCUUGGCCCGGGCCAACCACGUCAGCCUUCUCUUUGAAGCGAGCGUCGGAGGCGGUAUUCCCAUCGUUGGCUGCCUGAUGAACGAACUGGCCGCCAACGAUGUCUACUCCAUUCGGACUAUCAUUAACGGCACUACAAAUUUCAUUCUCACCAGAAUGGCCCAUCAGCGUACUGCAUUCGCCGAUGCUCUGUCCGAAGCCCAGGGGCUGGGCUACGCCGAAGCCGAUCCAACCAACGAUGUGGAAGGGAUCGACGCGGCCUACAAGCUGACGGUUCUGGCGACCUUGGCCUAUGGCUGCCGUUUCAGCCCCGAUGACGUCUUCCGCCAGGGAAUAUCGGCCCUUGAGCCGCAGGACUUCCGUUAUGCGGAAGAAUUCGGCUAUGCCAUCAAGUCCCUUGCGAUAGCCGACCAGAACGGUGAGCAAGUGCAGCUGCGGGUCUAUCCGGCCUUGGUCCCGUUCGACAACAUGCUCGCUAACGUCAAUGGCGUGUACAAUGCAGUUGAGGUCCAUGGAAGCCUCUGCGGACAGGUGCUGUUCCACGGAAUGGGGGCCGGCCGCGGGCCGACGACCAGCGCGGUUCUGGGAGACCUGGUGGAAACCGCGCGACUUGUCAGGGAUAGUGCUGUCCCCGGAGGCCCGAGGGAACUCUCCCAGCAUCUAGGCGUGCGCCCAAUCGAUGCACUCCGAACGCGAUAUUACAUCAGGCUGAUAGUCGCUGACCAGGCUGGUGUCCUUGCCCAGAUUGCCCGGGCGCUGGGCGACGAAGAUAUCAGCAUCGCAUCCGUGCUGCAGAAGGAUGCUGAUGCGGAAACCCAGAGCGCGGAAAUCGUGAUCAUGACCCACCCGGCGCUGGAAUCCUCGGUACAGCAGGCGCUGCUGACGAUCGGGAGACUUGACCCUGUGCGACGGGUGGGCAAUAUGCUCCGGAUUGAGGAGUAG